Messenger RNA from Penicillium longicatenatum, 2280 nucleotides. RefSeq names its product GMC family oxidoreductase. Bases 1 to 2280 code for a protein of 759 amino acids. NCBI's taxonomy places the organism in Eukaryota, Fungi, Ascomycota, Eurotiomycetes, Eurotiales, Aspergillaceae. Gene Ontology annotation, molecular function: long-chain-alcohol oxidase activity; flavin adenine dinucleotide binding. The transcript has 3 exons. The record is from RefSeq and is a predicted model, not a curated record.
AUGGCAGAGCUUCUCCAAGAAAUGUCUUCAUACACACCACUUGAAGCUGCAAUUCCUCCAGUGCCUACAAAUGAGAUUCUGACUGAUCUUCAAUGGGAGACACUUCUGGCUUUGGCUGAUACUGUCAUACCAUCUGUCCGCGUAAGUGGAGACGCUUCGUCCAGCCAAAAAGCUGUCACAGACAGCCAAUUUGAAUCUGCUGUGUCGAAACUGGCGGUAAACAUCAAGGCGUCCAACGCUACAGACGUAGCCAGGGCCUAUCUGCAAGAAGAUGUCUCGUCUCUUCAAGGAUUCAGAGAUGGUCUGCAGUGCCUCUUUGCAAACGACGUCCAUGAAGAAGGCCGCAAAGGACUGUGUAUGAUAUUGGAUGUUCUCAACACUCGCGCGGGGGCACUUCUCCUGACUGGUUCGAUGAUUCCAAUCCAAAAACAACCAUUGAAAGUCCGUGAACAAAUUUUUACUGCAUGGGGGUCUUCUCGAUUGCCCCCUAUUCGUCUCAUCCACAGAUCUUUGCUGGCCAUGUUCAAGAAGACAUGGAUGAUAUCUAGCCCUACAUUGCCGAUCGCUGUGGGAAUUCCUCGGGUUCCCGUGCACGGGAAGCCCGCCGACGGUUUCGAAUACGAAUUUCUACAGUUUCCCCCAGGCAACGACCUGGAAAUCAUCGAAACAGAUGUGGUGAUUAUAGGCAGCGGCUGUGGAGGUGCUGUCACCGCUAAGAACCUUGCUGAAGCAGGUCAUCGCGUUUUGGUCGUCGAAAAGUCAUACCAUUACCCAUCGAGCUACUUCCCCAUGGAAACCAGCAAAGGUCUUGUGAACAUGUUUGAAGGAGCGGGCUCAGCUCUUACUGAUGAUGCAUCGGUUGCCCUCUUCGCAGGUUCAACCUGGGGUGGUGGCGGCACGAUCAACUGGGCCUGUUCACUGCAAACCCAAGCCUUCGUACGCAAGGAGUGGGCUGAUUCAGGCUUGCCCUUCUUCACGUCCGCCGAGUUCCAGAACUCCCUGGAUCGCGUCUGUGAUCGUAUGGGUGUUAAUUCGAAGCACAUUAAACACAGCCGGCAAAAUCAAGUCAUUCUAGAUGGUGCUCGAAAGCUCGGAUAUGAUGUCGAUGUCGUUCCACAGAAUACUGGCGAUGAAGAGCACUACUGUGGAUAUUGUACAAUGGGAUGCGCCGCGGCAGGCAAGAAGGGACCAACUGAAACCUGGCUGGCGGAUGCAGCAAAGGCUGGUGCGAUCUUCAUGGAAGGUUUCAAGGCGGACAAGAUUACCUUCACUGAAACAGGUGGAUUUUUGAGCAGAGAAAAGAUUGCCACUGGUGUGGAAGGAACCUGGACCCCGAGAGACUCGUAUCUAGUCCCGGAGCAGGGCAAUGCUACAAAACGGAAGAUUGCGAUCAAAGCGAAGAAAGUGAUAGUGUCAUGUGGCACUUUCAACAGUCCUCUUUUACUUCUUCGUAGCGGCUUGCAAAAUUGGAACAUCGGUCGAAAUCUUCACUUGCACCCAGUGCUCUUUGGCGCCGCCGUCUUCGACGAUGAGAUCCGACCUUGGGAGGGCUCUGCUCUGACCACUGUGGUCAAGGAUUUCGAAAACCUUGAUGGCCGAGGCCACGGUGCUAAGGUCGAAACAACCGUCACACUGCCGCCACUUUAUCUCCCAACCUUCCCCUGGCGUGAUGGACUCGAUUACAAGAUGUUUUGUGCCAAUCUAAGCCACAUGACAAGCUUCAUCUCCAUCACCCGAGAUCGAGAUAGUGGGCGGGUCUAUCCAGAUCCCGUUGAUGGAAGGAUACGUGUACAGUACACGCCUUCGGCAUUCGAUCGACAAAGCGGUCUGGAAGCAUUGAUUGCCAGUGCGAAGAUAGCAUAUGUUUCCGGCGCAAAGGAAUUUCACACUUCCUACGCAGAUAUGCGACCGUUCUAUCGAUCCGAGCGGACUUCAAAAUCCGACGAAUUUGAUGAGGGUGUGAAUGAUCCGCAAUUCCAGAAAUGGGUUGAUGAACUCCGUCUGAAAUCGCCUCUCAAUGUCGAGAAAUGUUUCUAUUCCAGUGCACACCAGAUGGGAACAUGCCGAAUGGCUAGCACUGCAGCCAAAGGUGUUGUUGACCCCGAGUGCCAGGUCUGGGGCGCCAAGGGGCUAUAUGUGAUCGAUGCAUCGAUUUUCCCAAGUGCUAGUGGCGUGAACCCAAUGGUCACCAACAUGGCUAUUGCUGACUGGGCCAGUAAAAACUUAUCAAAGAAAAUGAGGAAAGAAGAAAGCGCUGAAGCCCCGUCUGCGCGGCUGUAG